AUGAUACCGCGAGUCACCAGUUGGAAUGACCUGGGCUUAUUGUCUGAGGAUGUUGACCCAGACUCUAGCGCGAUCAAAUCCUCAUCAUUUGGCCUGGUCCAGGAUGACAACUACUAUUACGGCAAACUGAGUGUACCCAAGGCAGAGAUCUCGCUCAAACAGCUGACGGCUGCUCUCAACCCUAUUCCAGACGAGGAAAUAUUCCCUCCAUGA
Molecule: messenger RNA, 213 nt
Organism: Penicillium taxi
Lineage: Eukaryota; Fungi; Ascomycota; Eurotiomycetes; Eurotiales; Aspergillaceae
Exons: 1
Coding region: 1-213 (70 amino acids)
Source: RefSeq, a predicted model, not a curated record